Molecule: messenger RNA, 813 nt
Organism: Phytophthora sojae
Lineage: Eukaryota; Oomycota; Peronosporomycetes; Peronosporales; Peronosporaceae
Exons: 4
Coding region: 1-813 (270 amino acids)
Source: RefSeq, a predicted model, not a curated record
AUGGCCCCAAGUCUUAUUUCCAGCGUCUCCGCUACCGUCCCCACAACCGCUAUGGUUGCCACGUCCACUGAGGCCGCGCCAUCCGUGAACAGCACUGCUGCACACGCUCCCUUCGGGGACAACCGCAUGAAGGCGGAGGUGGAGCCUUACGACAACUGGAUCAUGGACCACAUCGUAGCUAACAAGGGCACGCUCAACUACUGCGUUCGCUGGGACAGCAAGAAGACCAAUCUCAGCAAGGCUCAAGCCGCCAAGUUCGAAGCAAUGCUCACCCGCCAGUAUGCUCUAAAGGCCACUGACCUCGAGUGGUUGGACGAUUCGCUCGGCAAGAUCUACAUCGGUAAAGCCGGUGGCGCGGUCGAGUGGGUUAAGCUUCUGGCCCUUACGCUAUGGACCGAGGAAAAGAUCUACAUCGGCGAUCUCGACAAGGACGGAACCCCGCAGUGCCCCGAAAGCUGCUACCGAUCGGUCGAUAAUUCUGCGGCGAGUUAUUGGGACUCCAGUAACUGCGAUGGCAAGCCGUUUGAUGUCUAUCUCCAGCCGACGCAUGGAUUGGGCGGUGGUUGGGGAGCCGGCAAUUUCCAGCAGGUGGACCUCGAAGACAUGAUGCCGACCAUUGACGACGACCAGCUUACGAUCGUCGCCCACGAGAUUGGACACAACUACGGUCUGCCAGACUUUUACCAGCAGCCGAAGCCUCCCAACUUCAAGCCGUGCCUCAUGGACGCGCUCACUUCAAACACUAUGCGAGACACGGGCGGCUGGAUGGUGCGCCGUGUGCUCGAGUACAAGAAGUCCAACUACGACAUCUAA